Hemiscyllium ocellatum (epaulette shark) is the source of this 446-nucleotide messenger RNA. RefSeq names its product ATP synthase membrane subunit k (gene atp5mk). The transcript is spliced from 4 exons. The coding region runs from base 122 to 307 and encodes 61 amino acids. NCBI's taxonomy places the organism in Eukaryota, Metazoa, Chordata, Chondrichthyes, Orectolobiformes, Hemiscylliidae. The record is from RefSeq and is a predicted model, not a curated record.
CGGAGGGCGGUUUAAUGGUCGGGGCCUGUGAAGGGCACGGGAAGUGACUGAGUGAAGGUGAGAGUUGGUCGUGAGGUGUAUGUGAAGCUGGUGCCUGGCCCCGUUUGAGUGAGGAGAGAGGAUGGCAGGUCAUGAUGCUGGUAGCCAGCACCAGUUCACUGGCUUCCAGAAGUACUUCAAUUCUUACACCAUCACUGGGAGGAGGAAUUAUGUGAUAGCAACAUACACUGGGAUCGCAGCAAUUUGUUUAUUCUUCAAAUUAAGAUCAAAAAAGAAGACGCCACCAGCGAUCACGGAACAAAAAUGAUGUGAUUCUCCAUAAGACAGUGCUACUGGAGUUUAAGGACCAUUGUGUGGAAUCUGAGAGAAUGCUUGAAACGCCUACAAUCGUGUCAUAGUGAUGUUAUAAGUUAUCAGCCUUCACAAAUAAAACUUGUGGGACUCCA